GUACAGUAGUUGCUAGAUGAUUUCAGAGCGUUGCAGGCGCAGUUUUAGUUUUUUAUGAAUGUUAGAAUUGAUGUGGAAAGUGUGUGUUGGAUACUAUUGAGAACGGAGCAGUGCGACAAUCGCUCAACAAGAUAAGCACCGUUUGUUUUUGGUCCCGUUUCCGGUUUCCCGUUGCCGGUUCCGGUAAAAUUGCAACGCCCCCGAAUAUUUGGCAAUGUUGCCGGGCUUUAUUGCCUUUUUUUAUUUUGCCCACUUUGCGUUGCAAUUUCGGUUCUCCUUGCAUGUAACGGUUCUUUUUGGACCCCCCUAUCACACACAACGAAACGAGAAGAAAAGAAAAGAGAGGAGAGGCAAGGAGACCGCAAUUUACGAAAAUUAAAAGAGUGUGUGUGUGAAAAUACGGUACUUUUACACUGGUGGCCGUUGAAAGUGAGUCAAAGUCAAUAUUUAAAAUCCUGAAAUGAAAUAAAGUGUAUAUGACUAAAGCUUCAAAAUACAAAAAGAAAAACCUAAAAAAUUCAAAAACAUAAAAAUACACAAAAAUUUAUAAUAUAUAUAUAUAUCAAAACAAAAAAAAAAGAAUAAAAAAAUCUAAAAAAGUUUUUGAACUCGAAAAAGAAUCUAAAAAAAUUACAAAUAAUUUUAUCCUAACUUAAAACUAGUUUUAAGCAAGUGAGCGCACGUGCCGAGCAAUUUUUUAUACCCAAAACUCGAGCCACGACAGCCACAUACCCUAGAUUUCCCAAUACCUGGGCUAUGUUCACCACCCGCAUAUCCGGCGACAUGAAGAUCUUUGCCGCAGAUGUUGCCGAGAGCAGCGCCACAGGAACAUGCAACACGACCAUGCAGCAGCAACAGCAGCAGCAUCAGCAGUCGCAGCAACUCGAGUUCCGGCCACUAAUGUCCGCCGGAUCGCCGAGUUCCAAGCCGGGACAAUGUCAUCUGAAGUUUGGGAAGUACAACAAUAAGACGGCCAAUCUGAUGCGCCAGGUGAAUGGUUGCCACAGCAGUAACAGCAACAGCAACACCAGCAGCAACAACGAGGCCAACAAGGGACAACAUCAACUGCACUACUGCAACAACAGCAGCAGCAACAACAACAAUAAUAAUAAUAGUCAUUCGUGGGCCCGAAAGAAAUACUUUGGCAAUGGCAACAACAGUCUGCAGCAGCAGCAACAGCAUCCAUCUUCGUACUUCCAGCGGCAGCAGCAGCAACAACAGCAACAACAGCAAAUGCAGCUGCAACAAGAGCAGCAGGCAAUGAACAACAACGAUGUGCUGAUGAAGAAUCAAAAUAUUGUUAACGCACAGGUGUCUGAUUGCAAGUCUAGCGACAGCAACAACAAUAACAGCAGCAGCAGUAACAACAACACUAGCAGCAGCAGCAGCAUCAGCAGCAGCAGUUGCAGCAACAGAACAAAGCCAGCCAAAUGGCUUAAUGAGAACAGUAGCAGCAGCAGCAACAACAACAUUAAUAACAAUAAUAUCAGCUGCAGAAAUAACAACACCAAUAGCAUUGUAACCAAGCGGCGCAACUCCUCAUCGGCGGACGCAACAGCCGCCUACUAUCGCAAAUCGGAGUCGGAAUCUGGAUGCUCAGAAACUGCAGCAGAAUCGGCGGAAACGGAGGUAACCGGUACAGGUCCCUGCAACAACAAGAGGUACACAGGAAACGCGUCGAGCGCGGGCAGUGGUACUGAAGCAAGCAUGGGUAAGAGCCAGGAUCAGGAGCAGGAUCAGUCGGCUAAGCAGCGGCCGCGACAGCAACCUUUAAGUUUCUGGAAAACCAAUUACCCACAGACAAGCGCCAGUCAGCUCAAAGAUAAGGAAACGGUUGCAGCAGUUGUGUCGGCGGCCGCAGUAGCAGCAGCAGCUGCAGCAUCGGAGCAGCAGCAGCAACAGCAGUCGCUGUCCCUCGAGCACAGGCGCAACUCGGGCUAUCAGCAGCAUCAGCAGCACAACUACUAUCCAUAUUACUAUUCGCAGCCCAAGCAGUUGACCAUCGCCUCGUUCCUGCAGAAGGAAAUGCUGCCGGAUAGCACUGAGAAGUCCAGUCAGCACAGCAGCAGCAAUACGGGCAGCAGCAGUAACAACAACAACAGCAGCAGCAACAUGAUUGGUAGCAGCAGCAACGGGAAUAGAAACUAUUCACGGAACCAAUAUGGACAUCAGUCGGCGGGGUCGAGCUACCAGCAGCAGCAGCAGCGGUACCGCAAUGCCCAGAAUGUCUAUCAGCAAUACCAGCAUCAGCAGCAGCAGCAACAUCAUGCUAACCAGCAGCAGCAGCACACGCAUCCGCACUUCCGCCGGAAGCACAGCGACAACGGCAGUGGCAUUAACAAGAAGAUGCACUACAGUCCACCGGGAAAGAGUGGGGAUCAAGCGGACAGAUCUGCAUCUGGACAGCAACAGCACCACCAUCCACAUCAGCAACAACAGACAAUCGAGAUCUUGGCCAGCAGCCACUUCAACGCCAUGCACCGCCGGAUGCAGGGUGGGAAUAAUAAGAACGGCUACUACCAGCACAGCUAUAACCCAAUGACGGGCGAGGUUGGUUCCACGCCCACGCGCUCCGAGCACCAAAAUAUCUAUAAUCUUACUUAUAUUCAUGUGGACACGGAGGCAACCAGCGAAGCCGCCUCAGCAGCAGGAACAACGCCGGUGGUCAAGCCAUCGCUGCUCAACAAGCCGAACAUUUCUAUAACGCCAGCUUCAAGCACAACGCCGACCACUGUGGACAGAGCACUGCCGCCGGCGGUUCGCUCCGCAUCUGCCCCGGUGUCCGGUUCUGUUUUACCUGCGCCAACGAACCACGUACGAAACAUGUUUCCACCGCCACCGCUGGCUUUGCUUGGUGGCCACGGAUUGCUGUCGCCGGUGACCACAACCACGCCCACCAAAAUGAUAAGCUGCGCCCAGCUGGAUGAGGCCAUAACUGCGGCGGCCGCCAGUGUUGACAAGUUGUCCACGAGCCCAAGUUAUAAUCAGGCGGGGCAUUACAUUAUUCCGCCCCAUCAGCAGCAGCAGCAGCCAUCGUCGCACCCAAUCCCGACUGGGACGAGUUCACAUCCUCCGCCGCCGCCACCGCCACACAUGUUCUUUCACUUUGCCGACAGGUACUGCAAUCCGGGCAAUCAGGGUCACCAGGCGCCUCCAGCUACCGUGUGGCCGCACUCCAGUUCGCCCUGCUACCCGGCCUCCUACGGUUCCAGCUGCGGAAGUGGAACUGGCGGCGGAACAUCGCCGCACAACAAGGAUGGGAAUGCCGUUGCACUACGACCCACAUCGCCAGCGCUUUCCUCAUCCUCACUUGGCAGUGAGUCGCACUGGAGCGGAACAAGCAAUCGCAGUCGCUUGGGCCAUAGUGGCCAUCUCUCUGUUUCGCCAACUCCUAGCGCACUGGGAUCUGCUCAGUUAUCUCCGCACCUGGCCGAGAUGCGUGUGCAGCAUCCGUUGCACCAGCAACAUCCCGCAUCGCAUGCCAGUAAUCGUCCACAUGGGCAGAUGGGCGGACAUGCAAUGAGCUCCUAUGUCCCGCACCGUCCACCGCCACCACCACCUCCUCCACAUCCAACCAUCUCAUCGCCGAACCCAACUCCAGUUGCUGCUGGAGCCGGAGGGCCGUGGUACGAGAUGCUCCUGCCUCCCGAUCGCUACUUGGCCCAAGCGCGAAAUAUUGAGGUCGCCGUGCAGCCGGAGAAGCUCAUCUGCAUGUGCAAGUACGACAAUCUGUCGGCGGAAAUCUGGAAGAGAUUUAGGGGAGCCCAGCAAACGCACAAGAAGUUUAAGCUUAAAAUGCGCCUCUGGCGGUACUUGUACCUAUGGAUGCACCAACCGAUGUUUGAGAGGUAUCGCAUCUGCCUAGUUGGAUCCACCAUCACGGGCUUCGGGACGGACUCAUCCGAUAUCGACAUGUGUCUGCUGCCCGAGCAGGGGGUACAUCCCCACCAGCAUCAGUACCACCAGCACCAGCACCAACACUUCCACAAUGAGAAGCGAACGGAGGCACUGAUCAUUCUCACUUUGUUUAACGCGGUUUUGAAGGACACGGAGGUUUUCCAGGACUUCAAUCUGAUCGAGGCGAGAGUGCCGAUCCUGCGCUUCAAGGACAUCACCAACGGAAUCGAGGUCGAUCUAAACUUCAACAACUGCGUGGGUAUCAAAAACACCUAUCUGCUACAACUUUACGCCCAAAUGGAUUGGCGAACACGACCAUUGGUGGUGAUUGUGAAGCUCUGGGCCCAGUAUCACGACAUCAACGAUGCCAAGCGCAUGACCAUUUCCAGCUACUCACUAGUGCUAAUGGUGCUGCAUUACCUGCAGCACGCCUGCGUGCCCCACGUCCUGCCCUGCCUGCACUCCCUGUACCCGGAGAAGUUCCAGCUGGGACAACAGGACUGCCUGGACCUGGAUCUCAUCGAACCGAUCGAGCCCUACCAGGCGCUAAACACCCAGACGCUUGGGGAGCACCUUCUGGGUUUCUUCAAGUACUACAGCAGCUUUGAUUUCCGGAACCUUGCCAUCUCCAUUCGAACUGGUGGUGUCCUGCCGGUUUCCACAUGUCGAAUGGCGAAAAGCCCCAAGAACGAUGUCUACCAGUGGAAGGAGCUGAACAUCGAGGAGCCCUUCGAUCUGUCCAACACGGCGCGAUCCGUCUAUGAUGCGCCCACAUUUGAGCGCGUGAAGGCCGUCUUUCUGAUCUCGGCACGACGCCUCGAUCAUACCCUCGACCUGGCCACCAUCUUCCGGCCCAUUCACCACGUGCCCGAGCACUUUCCCCAGCAGCAGCAGUUUGAGCAGCAGCUACACCAUCCGAUUGCCGGUCAGCAGCGGAGUGCCGGAGGAGGAGGUGCCAAUCCAGUGUCCAGCAAAUUGAACCCAGAUGCAGCCUCGACCUUUGCCGAAGCGACUGCAGCGCAUGUCGCCUAAUUGGAGCCGAUUGAAUGGCAACGUAAAAGAAACUUACUUACAAAAAUGAAGAAAUUAAAUAGAUAAGUAAUAUGUGCAGCAAUGUUAAAUCAAAACAGAAAACCUUGUAAAUUGAAAUUCAAAAAAAAAAUCCGAACAAUCCGUACGGAAAUUUACGUGAAAGCCCGACUGGAAUCGAAUUUCAAUACAUUUUUUAAUGCAUUAUCUUGUUAAAUGUUAUUAUAUUCACCUAUUUAUACCUUUAUAAACUCAAAUUGUUUGCUCGCAUUCCAUUAAUGAUUGUAAACAGCCACGGGACGUGUGCGAUGUCCGUCACUCCAGUGGUGUGUAUGUAUCUUUUUGAAAAACAAUAUGUCAUCCGAAAAUGUAAAAUUGCAAGUUCUGUAAAAUAAAAAGCAACAAAACAGCCAAA
Molecule: messenger RNA, 5341 nt
Organism: Drosophila teissieri
Lineage: Eukaryota; Metazoa; Arthropoda; Insecta; Diptera; Drosophilidae
Product: poly(A) RNA polymerase gld-2 homolog B
Exons: 8
Coding region: 757-4929 (1390 amino acids)
Cellular component (GO): cytosol
Molecular function (GO): poly(A) RNA polymerase activity
Source: RefSeq, a predicted model, not a curated record